Molecule: messenger RNA, 1080 nt
Organism: Ipomoea nil (Japanese morning glory)
Lineage: Eukaryota; Viridiplantae; Streptophyta; Magnoliopsida; Solanales; Convolvulaceae
Exons: 1
Coding region: 1-1080 (359 amino acids)
Molecular function (GO): catalytic activity
Source: RefSeq, a predicted model, not a curated record
AUGGUGUCCCGUUUGCAACCCAACUUCGUUUUCUUGAUGGAAACGAAGACGAAUGCGACUCAGAUUGAGAAAUUGAGGGUGAGUUGGGGUUUUGAAGGGAAGUUGAGUGUAGAUAGUGAUGGUAGGAGCGGAGGCUUGGCGUUGCUAUGGCGAAUUCCCGGGACGGCGAAUCUGUUAAGCUACUCUGCAAAUCAUGUUGACUUUGAGAUUAUUCUGCCAGGGAUUCCUAUGUGGCGUCUAACUGGAUUUUACGGGAAUCCGGACCAAGCUCAACGUCUGGAAACCUGGGACUUACUGAGACAGUUGCGAGAUCGGUCAAAUCUCCCGUGGGUGAUUCUUGGGGACUUCAACGACAUCACGUGUCAAGCAGAAAAGCGCGGUGUGAGGGGGCAACCGGAACGACUGAUCGAUGGCUUUACCGAAGCCUUGCAUGACUGCUCCCUAGUAGACUUGGGUAUGCUGGGAUCCCGGUUUACUUGGGAACGCGGUCGCGGCACAGACAGGUGGGUCGAAGAGAGGCUCGACCGCGUAGUGGCUACUAUGGAGUGGCUGGACCUUUAUGAGGGAGCUGAGGUUCAUAAUAUUAUCACACUGGAAUCGGACCAUAAUGCUCUUAUGUUACAAUUGGAGCCGAGGCCGCUGCAACAUAACGCUAAAACUUUCCGUUUCGAGUCGGCUUGGGUACUGGAGGAAGGAUGUGGCAGAGUGGUUGACACGGCUUGGCGACAAACUGUGGGUCUUGAUUUCCAGGAGCGUAUAGCUAUAUGUGCGCAGCAAUUGGGGCGGUGGGGAGGUGAGUAUAAGCGAAGAUUCGGACGGCGUAUUUCGAGUUUACGCAGAACUUUAGACCGUUUCCGCGAUGAUAGAGGUCAGGAUACUGUGCGACAGUACUUGGAAGCCGAAGAGGAGCUAAAAUCUUUAUUAUGUCAAGAAGAAAUUUUCUGGCGACAGCGUUCUAAGAAAAUGUGGCUUAAGCAUGGUGACUCCAACACCAAAUACUUCCACAAAAUGGCCUCAUCCAGGAAGCGACGUAACACCCUGGAACGAUUGAAAGACCAACACGGAUCUUGGCAGGAUUGA